Pezoporus flaviventris is the source of this 1259-nucleotide messenger RNA. RefSeq names its product opioid receptor mu 1 (gene OPRM1). Gene Ontology annotation, molecular function: G-protein alpha-subunit binding; morphine receptor activity; neuropeptide binding. Lineage: Eukaryota; Metazoa; Chordata; Aves; Psittaciformes; Psittacidae. Gene Ontology annotation, cellular component: membrane; neuron projection. The transcript has 3 exons. The coding region runs from base 45 to 1259 and encodes 404 amino acids. Gene Ontology annotation, biological process: neuropeptide signaling pathway; sensory perception of pain; G protein-coupled opioid receptor signaling pathway. The record is from RefSeq and is a predicted model, not a curated record.
UCGGGUGCGGAGAGCCGGUGGCCACGCUGACGCCGCUGCGCGCCAUGGCCGUCGCCUACCUGCUGGGCAACGGCUCCGCGCCGCUCCUCGCCGGCGCCCUGGAGGUGCCCUUCGCCGCUAACGCCUCCGCCGCCGCCUGCCGCCCCGCCGCUCCCCCCUGCGCGGCCGCGCCGUCGGCAGCCUGGGGCAACACCUCGGCGGGCUGGAACCGGUCCGAGCCGUGCGGCGGCGCCAACGGGAGCGCGGGCGGCGGCGGCCCCUGCGCGCCCGCGGGCGGUGGCCCCUCGGUGGUCACGGCCAUCGCCAUUAUGGCCCUCUACUCCGUGGUCUGCGUCGUGGGGCUCUUCGGCAACUUCUUGGUCAUGUAUGUCAUCGUCAGGUACACAAAAAUGAAGACUGCCACCAAUAUCUAUAUUUUCAAUCUUGCACUGGCAGAUGCCCUAGCAACAAGUACCCUGCCAUUCCAGAGUGUGAAUUACUUGAUGGGAACAUGGCCAUUUGGUACCAUCCUUUGUAAGAUUGUUAUAUCCAUAGACUACUAUAAUAUGUUUACCAGUAUUUUUACACUCUGCACCAUGAGUGUGGAUCGCUAUGUAGCUGUAUGCCACCCAGUUAAGGCCCUUGAUUUCCGUACCCCCAGAAAUGCCAAAAUUGUCAAUGUCUGCAACUGGAUCCUUUCUUCUGCCAUUGGCCUGCCAGUUAUGUUCAUGGCAACCACUAAAUACAGGCAUGGCUCUAUUGACUGCACACUAACAUUCUCCCACCCUGCAUGGUACUGGGAGAACCUCCUGAAAAUCUGUGUGUUCAUCUUUGCCUUCAUCAUGCCAGUCCUCAUCAUUACUGUGUGCUAUGGGCUGAUGAUUUUACGCCUGAAGAGCGUUCGCAUGUUGUCUGGCUCCAAAGAGAAGGACAGGAACCUGCGGAGAAUCACAAGGAUGGUUCUUGUAGUGGUGGCGGUGUUUAUUGUCUGCUGGACUCCUAUCCACAUUUAUGUCAUCAUUAAAGCCCUGGUUAACAUCCCAGAGACUACUUUCCAGACUGUUUCCUGGCACUUCUGUAUUGCCCUAGGGUAUACAAAUAGCUGCCUUAAUCCAGUCCUGUAUGCAUUUCUAGAUGAGAAUUUCAAAAGGUGUUUCAGAGAGUUCUGCAUCCCCACUUCCUCAACCAUUGAGCAGCAAAAUUCCACCCGAGUACGACAAAACACUCGUGACCAUGCAUCCACUGCUAACACUGUGGACAGGACUAACCAUCAGGUAUGA